This is a messenger RNA of Exophiala aquamarina CBS 119918, 1194 nucleotides long. RefSeq lists its product as uncharacterized. NCBI's taxonomy places the organism in Eukaryota, Fungi, Ascomycota, Eurotiomycetes, Chaetothyriales, Herpotrichiellaceae. The record is from RefSeq and is a predicted model, not a curated record. Bases 1 to 1194 code for a protein of 397 amino acids. Gene Ontology annotation, cellular component: DNA replication factor C complex; nucleus. Gene Ontology annotation, biological process: DNA-templated DNA replication; DNA repair. Gene Ontology annotation, molecular function: DNA binding; ATP hydrolysis activity; ATP binding. The transcript has a single exon.
AUGUCGAAUUUCUUCGACAACAAAGCCCGCGCUGCCGCUGCUAAGUCCGACACGAAGCCAAAGUCAUCUGCGGAACACACAGUCGCUGCGAGGGCACAACCCUGGGUCGAAAAGUAUCGACCAAAAAGCUUGGACGAGGUGAAAAGCCAAGAGCAUGCCACUGAGACCCUUCGCCGUAUGGUAAACGCCAACAACCUACCACAUCUGCUCCUUUAUGGCCCUCCAGGCUCGGGCAAGACGUCGGCUAUUCUCGCACUAUGUCGAGAACUUUUUGGGCCAGAAUUGUACUCGAGUAGGGUCUUGGAGCUUAACGCUUCCGAUGAACGGUCAAUAACGGUGGUUCGGGAGAGGAUCAAGACCUUUGCUGCGUUGCACCUCGUCAACGCACCUACAUCUAAGGAGUACAGGGAGCGCUACCCAUGCCCAAGUUUCAAGGUGAUUGUUCUUGAUGAGGCCGACCAGCUAUCUCAAGAUGCUCAAGGAGCGCUCCGCCGAGUGAUUGAGAUUCAUUCCAAGAUCACAAGAUUUGCCUUGUGCUGCAAUUACGUCAGCCGAGUGAUCGCACCGCUUGCGAGUCGGUGCUCGAAAUUUCGAUUCAAGGCCCUUGAGGGACCGCAAGCGAUAGGUCGAGUCGCGGACAUUCUGAAGGCCGAAAAUGUCUCCUAUGAUCAAGGCGUCAUAGAGAGGUCUCUGAAGGUCUCUGAUGGUGAUCUGCGUCGUGCCAUCAAUCUGCUACAAAGUGCAGCCCGCCUCGUUGGAGCAGGAAUCCCUGCUUCUAAUGGUCACACAUCAAAGUCGAUCUCAGACGACUCUGAUGAGAACAUGGGUGAUGAUGACAAUGUCAAGCCCGUGAAUGCUGUCAACAUCAAAGUCGCUGACAUUGACGAGAUCAGCGGCGUCUUCCCAAUGGCCUUGACUGACCAUCUCUUGAAGACUUUGCAAAAAGGCAACACUCGCAAUUACAACUCCAUCGCAAAAGAAAUUGCUGACAUCACUGCCUCGGGCUAUUCUGCCAAUGAGGUGCUCUUGAGCCUCUAUAAUAAGAUCGUCUUCGAUGAACUGGUCGACAACAAGAAGAAAUACCAGUUGACUCAGAUCUUCUCAGACUUCGAUCGUCGUCUUAUUGAUGGUGUUGACGAACAGCUUUCUGUGCUCGAUUUAUCCUGCCAAAUUGCAGGCGUCCUGGCAAAGUGA